Camellia sinensis is the source of this 762-nucleotide messenger RNA. RefSeq names its product photosystem II 10 kDa polypeptide, chloroplastic. The record is from RefSeq and is a predicted model, not a curated record. Lineage: Eukaryota; Viridiplantae; Streptophyta; Magnoliopsida; Ericales; Theaceae. Gene Ontology annotation, biological process: photosynthesis. Gene Ontology annotation, cellular component: thylakoid membrane; photosystem II oxygen evolving complex; photosystem II.
CCAGAGACAUUACACGCAGGGAGCUUUGAAGGCAGGCCAAGAAAUUAAGAGAGUUUUCAUACAAAAAGCACACAAAGAUCAGAAGAAGAUAGAGCAUUGAAAAAAAAAGGAAAAAUAAAAAAGGAAGAGAAGAAAGGUAGGGGUAAUGGCAGCCUCAGUAGUGAUGAGUUCAUUGAGCCUAAAACCUUCUCCAUUCACUGUUGAGAAGACAGCUGUGAGAGGCCUCCCCUCACUAGCAAGAACUUCCUCUUUGAGGAUUCAGGCCAGUGGUAAGAAGAUCAAGACUAACAAGCCUUUUGGAAUUAAUGGAGGCAUGGACUUGACGGAUGGACUCGAUGCAUCUGGCAGGAAGGGCAAGGGAAAGGGUGUUUACCAAUUUGUAGACAAAUACGGUGCUAAUGUCGAUGGAUACAGUCCCAUCUAUAACACUGAUGAUUGGUCUCCAAGUGGUGAUGUCUAUGUUGGAGGUACCACAGGAUUGUUGAUAUGGGCAGUAACCCUGGCUGGCAUUCUUGCAGGGGGUGCCCUCCUUGGUUACAGUACAAGUGCUUUGGCACAGUAGAAGACUCACUCAUGACUCAAGACCUCCGCUUUUGAUAAUUCAAGUCUUGUAUUAAUUGAAGUCUUUUCAAAAAGUACUGUGCAAAACAAUACCAUUAUGCAUGCAUGAACAAUAUACUUCUUAUGCUUUUGAAACUUGAUCUGUAAUCUCUGUAAUAUUGUUUUGGUAUGGAAUUGUUUUCAUGCUCGUAAUAUGUUUGA